AUGAAUUCUGAAAUUGUGAGUAAUCUUGUUACUACUGGAGUUGGUUCUGAGGCUGCUCCGGUCGAGAUUGAUGCCCCUAGUUCGAAAAGGCUGAGACAAGCAACCUCUGAUGUUUGGAAUUUUUUCAAAAAGCUCGGUCCAGAUAAGGAUGGAGUAGAACGUGCUGAGUGUAAAGGAUGCAAGAAAGUGUUUAAAGCUAGAGGUAAGCGAUAUGACACUUCUACUAUAAAACGUCAUCUUGAUAGUUGUACUCAAAUUAAGCAUGAAGAUAUUGGUCAGACUAUAGCAGAAUUGCAACUUAAAAUGGGUUUACUUAAGAUUGAUUCAGGAGUGGCUAGAGAUAUGUUUGCUGGGUAUGUAGUUGCUGGGGAUAAGCCUUUUAAUAUGGUUGAUGAUAGGAGAUUUAGAAAUUGGGUGAAAUAUAUUAGUCCAACUUUGAAACUUCCUUCUAGGAAUAUGGUUAAGGCUGACAUAGUGAAAGUCCACAAGAGAGAAGCUGCGAAACUUAAAAAAAUUUUAGUUUCCAUUCCAAAUAAAAUUUGCUUAACAUCUUAUCUUUGGACUUCAAGUACCAAUGAGGGGUUUAUAUGUUUGACUGCACAUUUUGUUGAUAAGAACUGGAAAUUACAGAGUAAAAUUCUCAAUUUUUGUCAUAUGCCUCCUCCUCACACAGGAUAUGAAUUGUCUUCUAAAAUCUUUACGCUUUUGACUGAGUGGAAAGUUGAUAAAAAUAUUUUUUCCAUUACUUUGGAUAAUGAUUCUUCUAAUGAUACUUGUGUUGAACACUUGAAAAAUAUUGAGGGACUUGAGUAUACGACUGCAUUAUGUUUAGAUGUUCCUACUAGGUGGAAUUCACUUUAUGCAAUGCUUGCAAGUGCUAUUCCUUAUAAGAAAGCUUUUGAAAUGUAUAAAGUAAAAGAAGCUGGGUUUAGGGAGUUUUGUCCUUCAUCAGAUGAGUGGAGAAGAACUGAAAAGAUAUGUGAUUUCUUGUUACCAUUUUACGAAACUACAAAGUUGAUGUCUGGAACUUCUUACCCAACAUCCAACUUGUAUUUUUUACAAGUUUGGCAAAUCCAGCUGAUUUUAAUGAAUAGUUUGAAGAAUGAUGAAGUGCUUAUAAGGAACAUGGGAGAAAAAAUGAUGAUUAAGUUCAAGAAAUAUUGGGAAGAAUACAGUGUUGUUCUUGCAUUUGGGGCAGUUCUUGAUCCUAGAUUUAAACUCAACACUUUGGUUCAUUGCUAUAAUGAGAUUGAUCCUAUUAGUGCUAAAGACAAAGUGGAGCUUGUGAAGAGUAAGUUAUACAAGCUCUUUGAGGUUUAUGACCACAAUUCCUCUACAACUGUAGAGAGUUCUUCCCAACUUUCAAGUAAUUUUUCUCAAGCAACAUCUUCUGCAAUUGGAACUCAGCUUAUUAAAAUUGUUGGUGAUUUGAUGUCCCGUAAUCAAGAAGCUGAAGUGAAAAGUGGAAAGAACCAACUGGAUAUUUAUUUGAGUGAGGCAACAUUAUUUUGCAAUGAUGCAAUCAUUGAUGUUUUGCAAUGGUGGAAAGACAACCAUCAUCGUUUUCCAACACUAUCACUAAUGGCACGAGAUUUGUUGAGCAUUCCUAUUACUACCGUGGCUUCAGAAUCUGCAUUUAGCAUGGGUUCUCAUGUUUUGAAUAAGUAUAGAAGUCGUUUGUUGUCAGAUAAUGUUGAAGCGGUGAUUUGCACCAGAAAUUGGAUACGUGGAUAUGAUGAUUUUGAGGAAGAUAAAGAUCAGGAAGAUAUUGCAAAAGGAGAAGGCUAUUCUUCAGGAGUUGGUUCCAAUGAUGUUAUUGACUUACAUGAAGAUGAAGAUGAAAAUUAAGUAUAUUGAAUUAAGUUUAAU
Molecule: messenger RNA, 1869 nt
Organism: Arachis duranensis
Lineage: Eukaryota; Viridiplantae; Streptophyta; Magnoliopsida; Fabales; Fabaceae
Product: zinc finger BED domain-containing protein RICESLEEPER 2-like
Exons: 4
Coding region: 1-1848 (615 amino acids)
Molecular function (GO): DNA binding; protein dimerization activity
Source: RefSeq, a predicted model, not a curated record